This is a messenger RNA of Drosophila arizonae, 2095 nucleotides long. It is a transcript of the gene KLHL18, whose product is annotated as Kelch like family member 18. Gene Ontology annotation, molecular function: protein binding. NCBI's taxonomy places the organism in Eukaryota, Metazoa, Arthropoda, Insecta, Diptera, Drosophilidae. The record is from RefSeq and is a predicted model, not a curated record.
GGCUCACAGUGACCAUCGUUAUUCUGCCCAUCCCUAACGAUUUGUUAUUUUGGUAUUUUUAGAAGUAUUUUGUCGCAAGUGGACUAGAGUUUGGUUGUUGCUGCUGGCAGAUGAGCCUGGGACCAUAAAUAUGGAUCUGAGCGAUAAUCAACUGGAGGAUCAAUCCGUCAUAUACAAGCACGAGCAGCUGUUUAGCGAGAGUUUUCCGCUGUUCAAGGAGAUACGAAGACUGGGAAAGCUGUGUGAUGUCACACUGAAGGUUGAAGAUCAGACAUUCUCGGCCCAUCGAGUCGUUCUAGCUGCCACAGUACCAUAUUUUUAUGCAAUGUUCACGAACAACAUGGCGGAGAGUCGUAUCCGGGAAAUUACCAUGAAGGAGAUUGAGCCCAGCGCUCUGGAAAGUCUGAUCAAUUAUGUGUACAGUGGCCAGGUUCGAAUCGAUAACCAAAAUGUUCAAAGCCUCAUGGUUGGCGCUUCGUUUCUGCAACUGUCCAAUGUGCGCGAUGCCUGUGCUUCUUUUCUCAUCUCCCGCUUCCAUCCUCAUAAUGUGCUGGGCAUUCGCACCUUUGGUGACUCGAUGAUCUGCCGGCAGUUGACUGAUGCUGCAGAUAAGUACAUUGAUCAAAACUUUGCAAAGGUUUCCCAAUCCGAGGAGUUCCUGGCACUUGACUGCGAACAGCUAUUGGAGCUGAUGCGACGGGAUGAAUUAAAUGUGCUCAAUGAGGAGGUGAUAUUUGAAGCUUGCAUGCGUUGGGUUAAGUUCGCCGAAGAGAAACGCUCUGAGCUCUUUCCGCAAGUACUGGCGGCAGUGCGCCUGCCUCUAUUGUCACCUCAAUUUCUGGCGGACCGUGUGGCACGGGAGGAACUCAUCCGCUCAUCACACCAAUGCCGUGACUUGCUAGACGAGGCAAAAGACUUUCAUUUGAUGCCCGAGCGCCGAGGCUUGCUUCAGAGCUUUCGUACUCGCCAACGGUGCGGUGAGUUCUUUACGGGCCAAAUUUACGCCGUAGGUGGAUUAGCCAGCACCGGUGAAUCCGUCAGCACUGUGGAAAUCUACGAUCCCAUUAAAAAGAAAUGGAAAAUGGGUGAACAAAUGUCCAUGAUGCGCUCCAGAGUGGGUGUGGCUGUCCUAGACGGCAAGUUGUACGCAUUCGGUGGCUUCAAUGGCACCGAACGGCUAUCGACAGUGGAAGUCUAUGAUCCUCGAAAAAACAAAUGGUCUCAGGGCUGUGCAAUGUUGUGCAAGCGCAGCGCCGUAGGUGUCGCCGCUUUGGAUGAUUGCAUUUACGUUUGUGGUGGAUACGAUGGGGUUACGUCGCUCAACACUGUCGAAGUUUACUACCCCAAAAGUAAUACGUGGAAAACGGUGGCCCAAAUGAUGAAAUAUCGUUCAGCGGGUGGAGUAACGCAAUUGAAUGGUUAUAUCUAUGCGUUGGGAGGCCACGAUGGAUUGUCAAUUUUUGAUUCUGUAGAGCGUUAUGAUCAGAACGAGGAUGUCUGGAUCAAGAUGGCACCGAUGCUCAAUCGACGAUGUCGCUUGGGAGUGGCCACACUCAAUGGAAAAAUAUAUGUCUGUGGCGGGUACUGUGGUAACUCAUUUCUGCGUUCCGUGGAGUGCUAUGAUCCCCUGACAGACACUUGGAAACUGGUGACGCCCAUGAACUGUAAAAGAUCUCGCGUAGCGUUGGCUGCCAACAUGGGCAAACUGUGGGCCAUUGGUGGCUAUGACGGUGAAACGAAUCUUUCCACCGUUGAAGUCUACGACCCGGAGACCGACAAAUGGACCUUCAUGCCCCCAAUGUGCGCACACAGCGGUGGUGUUGGUGCUGGAGUAAUCCGCAUUGAUUAGCUUGCCUAGCCAAAAAUUCUUACAUAGUUAUUUGAUUAGUUAAUUUAUGCAAUUAUAUACUAUUAUAGUCUAUUAUAUAUCAGUGUGCAAGUAAGCUUUAGUGGUGCUUCAGCCACCGCUUUACUUUUAAAAUUGUUUAAUGCGUCUUUCAGGAUAGCUAAGUGAAUUACAUUCCAGUUGUAUAUGUUUGUUAGUGUGUAAAUUAUUCCUAGCCCACAAUACUCAUUAAAUUGUAAACAUUGAACA